CCGUCUAUUGAACCUCUCUCACUGUACAAGGUAGGACCACCGAUUAGGAGCCACGGCCACAAAAUUCGCCACGAUUUGUCAUUUUUCAUCUGGGACAGGCCAACACUAUUCGUAUUUUUAAGACACUUAAUAUUCUUGCACAGUUAUUGACUGGAACUGAAUCAACACUGAACUGACUUCAGCUGAACAAUGACACUAUUUUCUUUUUAGAUCUGCUUAACAAGUGAACUCUGUUUGCAUCGAUUCAUUAUUUUCCUUUUCCACUCUAAGCUGCUUUGAAACAAUCUGUAUUGUAUAAAAAAUAAGAUGUAGAAUGCAUGUAAAAGUGCUUUAUAAAGAUCUUUAUCAGAUAUUUGUACAAAUGUGUUUUCGUGUGCUAUCUGUGGAUACUAGAAACUUCCAGGCAGGUCUGUUGAGGCAAGCUGCAGGACAGUGCUGAUUAGUGAGCUAUUUGAAUCGCAUAGCAACUCACACAAAUGAUCUUUCUUUCUUUCUUUCUUGCCAAUAGGAAACACUUUUAUUUUGGUGCGAUAUGACGUCAAAAGGCUGCGCCGCGCUCCUUCAUCUGUUGUGAUUUGGCUGAAGAUUGACCAAACACAGAGAAAAACUCCUGGCGAAGCAACUGAGAUCUACAUGACACACUAUUAUAAAGAUGGCGUUUAUUAAAGAGGAGAGUGAAGACAUGAAGAUUGAAGAAACAUUAAGUGUGAAACAAGAAGAUACUGAGGAACAAACAGACCUGAUGCCACUGAAAGAGGAGAGUGAAGUCCUGAAUGAUAUGGAAGAGAAAGACCAGUAUCAGAAACAUCAUGCUUUCAUAACUCAAGAAGAAUCAUUUAGUUGCUCACAGACUGACAAGACUUCAUCACAAAAAAUAGCUCUGAAGAGAAAAAAUAGAAGUAAUUUCACCUGCUUUCAGUGUGGAAAGAGUUUUGCUCAAAAAGGAAACCUUAAAAAACACAUGAGAAUUCACACUGGAGAGAAAGAGCCUUACUCCUGCCAACAGUGUGGAAAGAGCUUCUCUCAAAAAGGAAACCUUAAAAUCCAUAUGAAAAUUCACACUGGAGAGAGCUCUUACUCCUGCCAACAGUGUGGAAAGAACUUCACUCAAAAAGGAAACCUUAAAAUCCACAUGAGACUUCACACUGGAGAGAGCUCUUACUCCUGCCAACAGUGUGGAAAGAACUUCACUCAAAAAGGAAACCUUAAAAUCCACAUGAGACUUCACACUGGAGAGAGCUCUUACUCCUGCCAACAGUGUGGAAAGAACUUCACUCAAAAAGGAAACCUUAAAAUCCACAUGAGACUUCACACUGGAGAGAGCUCUUACACCUGCCAAAAUUGUGGAAAGAGAUUCACUCAAAAAGGAACCCUUAACAGGCACAUGAAAAUUCACACUGGAGAGAACCCUUUCACCUGCCAACAGUGUGGAAAGAGCUUCACUCAAAAAGGAAACCUUAAAAUUCACAUGAAAAUUCACACUGGAGAGAGCUCUUACUCCUGCCAACAGUGUGGAAAGAGCUUCACUCAAAAAGGAAACCUUAAAAUCCAUAUGAAAAUUCACACUGGAGAGAGCUCUUACUCCUGCCAACAGUGUGGAAAGAACUUCACUCAAAAAGGAAACCUUAAAAUCCACAUGAGACUUCACACUGGAGAGAAGCUUUACACAUGCCCUCAGUGGGGAAAGAGUUUCACAUAUAAGAAAUCCCUUGACUCCCACAUGAGAAAUCAUACUGGAGAUAACCCUUUCACCUGCCAACUGUGUGGAAAGAGCUUCACUCAAAAAUGUAACCUUAAAAUCCACAUGGGAAUACACACUGGAGAGAAGCUUUACACAUGCCCUCAGUGUGGAAAGAGUUUUACUCAAAAAGGAACCCUUAACAGGCACAUGGAAAUUCACACUGGAGAGAGCUCUUUUACCUGCCAACAGUGUGGAAAGAGUUUCAAUCACAAAGGAAACCUUAAAACACAUGAGAAUAUACACCAGAGAGAAGCCACAUACAUGUAUCAUUUUCCUAUUAGCAAUGUAAAGCUGCUUUGAAACAAUCUGAUUUGUAUAAAGUGCUUAAUAAAGGGGACUUGACUCUGUGGAAAAAGUUUCACGGCAGCACUAAACCUUUGGUAUCACAUGAACAUUCACUGGAGAAAAGCUGUUCAGAUAAGAUAGUUGUGAAAAGAGAUUCACACUAAAGUAAACCUUAAAUGUCUGGUUUCACAGACAGGGCUUAAACUAAGCCAGGAUUCAAUUAGGACAUUUAACCCUUUCACACAUGAGUUUAAAAUAUUCUAGCUGGCACUCCAGAGUGAGUUUUUUUAAGGCGACUGUUAUUUUGGAACGUUUUCCCUAAUUUUUUUCCAUGGCGACGCAUCAUGCUUGUCUAGUAACACACCGCGGCGACAAUAACACUGUAUGACAGAUGGAUCGCUAUUAUUUUGUUUUUCAUUUUUUAUUUAAAAUAUUAACAAUCUUGCUUACCAUGUCAUCAACUAUCUGAUAUUCCGAUUCUCAAAUAUGUGUAAGUGUGUUUUGUCAUUUCAAAACUUUAUAAAUGAUCUUUAUCUUAAUCUAUAAUGCGAAAUGGGAGCUUACAACUUAGUUUGCACCGCAGUUCACAGAGUCCUGUCAGUCAGAUUUACAGCAUAUGAAUUCAUUAGUUUCUCCCUAAAUACAUACAAGCAAGUGGCUACUGAACUAGAAGAAUAAUAGAGCAAACUUUAUAGUUUCUCAGGCCCACUAUGUGUGUCUGAUAUGAAUAAACGUCAGCAAAUUAUAUUUGAAUGGAUUGUUAUUGCUGCUUCCACUGAUGUCUGGCAUCAGUGUGUAUUUUAACUCUAAAUGUAUUGUUUUAAUGGUGCUUAUGUGUAUUUAAAUGUCUGAAACCUUAAAAAAAACAUUGUGUGGCUGAAAACACUACAUAGUUGUGAUAUAUGACAAGCGCUGUGCGCGUCCAUCUCACAGCCGAAGCGCGAAAGCACAGUUUGAAUCUGGCAGUUAUGUGACGUCACUGAACACUCUAAAUCCCAUAUGUGGGACCGUCUCUCAGAAGCACAGAAAUAAAAAUUCCAUAUGUGGGACCAUACCACUCAAAAGUCUUAAGUAGCUUUUAUAAAUGUACCCUAGAAACAAAACAUUACUGGUAUGCAUCUUGAGUCAAAACAAUGACAGCUCAAACAUGCAUUUUAGUCUCGGACUAGCUUAAGCCUUGUCUGUGAAACCGGAGGAAAGUGUAACUUUACCAGUUUUCAACCCGCUUUGUAUUGUUAAGGAAGUAUAUUGUUUGUGUUAUUUGUAGUAAAUGUAAAUUAAAAAUGUUUACUCAU
Messenger RNA from Megalobrama amblycephala (Wuchang bream), 3321 nucleotides. RefSeq names its product gastrula zinc finger protein XlCGF57.1-like. The record is from RefSeq and is a predicted model, not a curated record. The transcript has 4 exons. Lineage: Eukaryota; Metazoa; Chordata; Actinopteri; Cypriniformes; Xenocyprididae. Gene Ontology annotation, molecular function: DNA-binding transcription factor activity; RNA polymerase II cis-regulatory region sequence-specific DNA binding. The coding region runs from base 653 to 2041 and encodes 462 amino acids. Gene Ontology annotation, biological process: regulation of transcription by RNA polymerase II.